Molecule: messenger RNA, 330 nt
Organism: Dermatophagoides pteronyssinus (European house dust mite)
Lineage: Eukaryota; Metazoa; Arthropoda; Arachnida; Sarcoptiformes; Pyroglyphidae
Product: acetyl-coenzyme A transporter 1-like
Source: RefSeq, a predicted model, not a curated record
AUGCGGCGGGCGCUGCUCUACAAAGUUUUCCUGCUUGUGUUGCUGUACUCGCUGCAGGCGAUUCCAAUCGGCAUUUCCACGGCACUGCCGGUCGUGUUGCAGCGGAACGGCGCGAGCUACUCGAGUUUGGCGCUGUUCAAUCUCGCGGUGCUGCCGUUCACGCUGAAACUGCUGUGGGCGCCGCUCGUCGACAGCACGCAGCUCAAGCCAUUCGGCCGCCGCAAGUCCUGCGUCGCUCAAAUGUCGUACUUCAGCCACAUGAGCGACGUCAGCAUCGGCGGCACGCACAUGACUGUCUUCAACACGCUCGCCAACCUCGGCUCCAAAUGA